GCUCCUUCCUGCCGCGAAACCGGGCUCCGUGGGGAGGAAGCAGGAGGGUGGCAGAAGGGCGCUUGCUUCGUCCUGCCUCCUGGUGUCCUUGAAGGAGGGUCCCGGACAUUUCACCCUGGAGGAGUGGGUUUGUGCUGGAUCCAGGCCAAAGGAAAGUCAUGGAGGAAAACGAUGGGAAUCUCUCGGCUUCCUUGGGGAAUGUGUGUGAGGUAGCAAAUGAAAGGGAAAGCGAUAAAGUAUCAGAUGUGGCAAAGAAUUUCGGGAAUCGGCAUAGAAUGAAGAAGCAGAAGGGCAAGCUUAGAAAGAAGCAGAGGAAUAAAUCCAUUGCUUGUCUGGAUGGUGACUUCCAUGAAAUACCAGUUCAUGGAAAAACGUCAGGAAGGACCAAUAAACCUGAUAAUGGGGAAAAGCUUGCUCAUAAGUCAGAACUUGCUAACUAUUGGGAAACGAGCACAGGAAAGAAACCCUUUAAAUGUUUGGAGUGUGGAAAGAGAUUCAGUCGGAGUGGAAGUCUUACGCUACACUUAAGAACUCACACAGGGGAGAAGCCAUUUAAAUGCCUGGAGUGUGGAAAGAGCUUCAGUCAGAGUGGAAGUCUUACGCUACACUUAAGAACUCACACAGGGGAGAAGCCAUUUAAAUGCCUGGAGUGUGGGAAGAGCUUCAGUUCGGGUCAUGUACUUACUUCACAUCAAAGAAUUCACACAGGGGAGAAGCCUUUUAAAUGUCUGGAAUGUGGGGCAUGCUUCCGUCAGAGUGGAGAUCUUGCAGUACAUCGCAGAAUUCACACAGGGGAGAAACCGUUUAAAUGCCUUGAGUGUGGAAAGAGCUUCAGUACGCGUAGUCGCCUUAACUCCCAUCACAGACGUCACACAGGGCAGAAACCUUUUAAAUGUCUGGAAUGUGGAAACUGCUUCAGUUCAAGGGGAGAGCUUACUUUGCAUUGCAGAAUUCACACAAUGGAGAAACCAUUUACAUGUCUGGAGUGUGGAAAGGCAUUCAGUCGGAGUAGCAACCUGGCUUGCCAUCAGAGGAUUCAUACAGGGGAGAAACCGUAUCAAUGCAUGGAGUGUGGAGCGAGCUUCCCACGGAGUCAUCACCUUACUGCUCAUCAAAGAAUGCACACAGGGGAGAAGCCAUUUAAAUGCCUGGAGUGUGGGAAGAGCUUCAGUCGGGGUGAUAUACUUACUUCACAUCAAAGAAUGCACACAGGAGAGAAACCCUAUCAAUGCUUGGAGUGUGGAAAGAGCUUCUAUUGGAGUUCUGAUCUGACUAAACAUAGUCGAACCCACACAGGAGAGAAACCAUUUAAAUGUUUGGAAUGUGGGAAGAGCUUCAGUCAACGCUCAUCCCUUACUGUACAUGAAAGAACUCACACAGUGGAGAAACCAUUUGAAUGCCUGGAGUGUGGGAAGAGCUUCAGUCUGAAGUGUCACCUUACUUCCCAUCAAAGAAUUCACGCUGAAGAGAAACCGUAUAAAUGCCUGGAGUGUGGGAAGAGUUUCCGUUGGUCCGAGCAACUUACUGUACACAAAAGAAGCCACACAGGAGAGAAACCAUUUAAAUGCCAGGAAUGUGGGAAGAACUUCAUUCAGAAGUGUGACCUUACUAGACAUCAAAGAAUUCACACUGGAGAGAAAUCGUUUAGAUGCCUGGAGUGCGGAAAGACCUUCCGUCGGAGUCAUCACCUUACUUCCCACCAAAAAACUCACACUGGAGAGAAGCCAUUUAAAUGCAUGGAGUGUGGGAAAAGGUUCCGUUCUGGCCAUCACCUUACUAUACAUCAUAGAAUCCACUUAGUGGAGAAACCUUUUAAAUGUAUGGAGUGUGGAAAGUGCUUCAGGAAGAGUGGGCAGCUUAUUUCACAUCAAAGAAGACAUGCCAAGCCAACAUUUUAAAUGCCUGUCGUGUGGAAAGAGCUUCUGAUGGAAACAUUGUCUGACUUCACUUCAAAAAACGAUGGAAAUGCUGCCAAUAUGCUGAAACCUAUUCUCAUCAAUCAAUCAAUGUACCUUUAUUGGCAUAAAACAACCACAAACCAUACAAAAACAUCAUGACAUUCUCCAGACAAACUAGUACUCUUACAUUGUGCAAAACAGCCUGCUAGUAUAAUAGACAGUACUAAUCUCCCUGCUGACUAUUCCACCAUGCCUCUGGGUGUUGCUCCCGGUCUUUGAUAGGUCAUUACAUAAUGGGUAAAUAAUGCAACAUUUUCAAGCAUUCCCCUCCCCCCCCCCCCACCGGCAGAUAAUAGGGUCUUGCUCCAUCUACAACUCGGAUAGUUUGCCCUUCUCAAC
Elgaria multicarinata webbii is the source of this 2297-nucleotide messenger RNA. RefSeq names its product gastrula zinc finger protein XlCGF57.1-like. NCBI's taxonomy places the organism in Eukaryota, Metazoa, Chordata, Lepidosauria, Squamata, Anguidae. The transcript is spliced from 3 exons. Gene Ontology annotation, biological process: regulation of transcription by RNA polymerase II. Gene Ontology annotation, cellular component: nucleus. The record is from RefSeq and is a predicted model, not a curated record. Gene Ontology annotation, molecular function: DNA-binding transcription factor activity, RNA polymerase II-specific; RNA polymerase II transcription regulatory region sequence-specific DNA binding. Bases 159 to 1898 code for a protein of 579 amino acids.